Molecule: messenger RNA, 960 nt
Organism: Bombyx mandarina (wild silkworm)
Lineage: Eukaryota; Metazoa; Arthropoda; Insecta; Lepidoptera; Bombycidae
Product: beta-1,4-galactosyltransferase 7
Biological process (GO): proteoglycan biosynthetic process; carbohydrate metabolic process
Cellular component (GO): Golgi apparatus
Molecular function (GO): xylosylprotein 4-beta-galactosyltransferase activity
Source: RefSeq, a predicted model, not a curated record
CACCACGGUACUACUAAGAUCAUUAACACCAUGCCAAGGUUAAGGUGCCGCGUGGAUUCCAGAUGUCUUCAACUACUAUUGUUACUUUUAGCAUUUCUGUUCAACUGGUGCUCGGUUUGUUCGUCCGAAGUAGAAUCCCAAAUACCAACAAUCGAUACGGACAAAAAGCGUCUAGCAAUCAUCGUUCCGUUCCGGGACCGCUUCGAGGAGCUCCUAGAGUUCGUUCCUCACAUGACCGCCUUCCUGAAGAGACAAGAGAUUCCGUUUCACAUCUUUGUGAUUCAACAGAAGGAUAAGAACCGUUUCAAUAGGGCUUCACUGAUAAACGUCGGAUUCUUGAAGACUCGAAGCCAUUACGAAUACAUAGCGAUGCACGAUGUCGACCUUCUGCCACUUAACGACAAUCUGAAGUAUGAAUAUCCAGAAAAGGGGCCAUGCCACAUUCCGUCACCAGAAACGCAUCCGAAAUACAGCUACAAGUACUACGCCGGCGGCAUAGUGUUGGUAACUAGGGAACAUUACGAGCUGGUGAACGGAAUGUCCAAUCAGUACUGGGGCUGGGGGAUGGAGGACGACGAAUUCUACGUGAGAUUGAAGGAUGCGGGUCUCACAUUCAACAGACCCAGCAAUAUAACAACGGGACGAAAAAACACAUUUAGGCAUAUCCACGACGACGCGUAUCGUGUCCGAGACAAGCGGCGGUGCUACAACCAGCUCGAGAUGACGCGGCGCCGUGACCGUCGCACCGGGCUCCAUGACGUGGCGCACCGCGUGCUGAGCCUCCACACCCUCACCAUCGACGGGCUGCCCCUGACCGUCCUCAGCGUGGAGCUCAUCUGCGACCGGAACGCGACCCCGUGGUGCCAGUGCCCGGAAACGCGAGAACCCGAAAUGUCUUUUACAUCUAACUACGAGAAUCACGUGUUUCAUGAAUACAAUGUGUGCUAUAAAAAUAAAUGA